Molecule: messenger RNA, 585 nt
Organism: Umbelopsis ramanniana AG
Lineage: Eukaryota; Fungi; Mucoromycota; Umbelopsidomycetes; Umbelopsidales; Umbelopsidaceae
Exons: 3
Coding region: 127-579 (150 amino acids)
Biological process (GO): leading strand elongation; lagging strand elongation; mitotic DNA replication initiation
Cellular component (GO): alpha DNA polymerase:primase complex
Molecular function (GO): chromatin binding; DNA replication origin binding; purine nucleotide binding
Source: RefSeq, a predicted model, not a curated record
CAUGGAAGAAGGCAAAUAUCUGAGCUGACAGGCAAAGGCAGUCCCAAUUUUUUCGUUGGAAAAAAACGCGUGCACGUCGCGUCGGCAGUAAAAAAUUCAGCUUUCUUUUUCUGAAUCGUCUCGAAAAUGCCAAUCUCUCCUGACGCGACAAAACGGAGGAAGCGAACCGAAAACAAGCCGCAGGACAAGUUCAGCGCACUUAGAGAUGCGCGAAAAAAUAAGACUCGUCUCCAGGAUUUUCAGUUCCAAGAUCAGGGCGAAGUAUACACUGUUGUUGAAGAAGGAGAUUAUCAGAUGCUAGCUCGUGACAGACAAAAUGAGGAUUUCGUCGACGACGACGAUCAUGCUGGAUAUGCUGAUGGUACCGAAGACUGGGACGAACAACGUUUUUCUGAUGAAUAUUCUGACAACGAAGCUCGAGCAUCUGCUGACAGAAAAAGAAAGCGCAGCAAGAAGGAGAAGCUGUCCCCAACUAAACCGAAAAAUUCGCUCGAUCAAUUUUUCUCAAGAGGCAUGGCAGAGCGCAAACCUCUUACAGAAAAGAAGAAUGAAAAGGUAUGUUUGGAAUUGAAAUGGUAAACCGGA